CCUGAGGGCAUGGAUGUGAUGGAAGUCUGACCUUAGUUCAUUCAACAUUUCUAUGCUCUGCGUGAGGCAUUAAGCUAGGCAUUGGGACUAUACGAAUCCCACCUUUACGGUAUUACUGAGAAGACGGAAGGAGGCAAAGGAGAUAGAAGAUAACAUGUAGGACAACUAGAAAGUCUCAAAGGGUUUUGGGAGCUCGGGUGACACUUCAAAGUGGCCUAAGACAUCACAGAAAACUUCUUGAAGAGCUGACAUCUAAGUUUUGAAGGAAGAUAACUAGUUAGCAAGCCUAGAGGGCAGUGGACGGAGAUGAGGCUCCAGAGGUCGGGGUUCACUAGAUCACACGGGGAGGAGGAGGUUUUAGGCUUGAACUUGCACCUUAGAACAAGUGGGAAAGACCGGACAGAGAUUGGACUAGGGCUCUAGGAGCACCAGCUCCUUGGAAAAACACCCUCGCUUGGUGCCUUGUGACCAGGACCCCGGGGAUCAUUAGCUGAAGGAGAUACCUAGUCCCACAGGGAGAUGGUGCGGUGCCCUAAGACGGGCGGCUGUAAGUCUGCCCCGCCUCAAGCGCUCGGAGCCCCGGCUGGCAGAGAACGCGGAGCGGCCGCCUCGGAAGUGACGCGCUGCCGCGCUGGCGGUGCGGAAGUGGAGAUGGCGGAGCUGUACGUGAAGCCGGGCAACAAGGAGCGCGGCUGGAAUGAUCCGCCGCAGUUCUCUUACGGGCUGCAGACCCAGACUGGCGGACCCAAGCGCACGCCGCUCACCAAGAGGAUCGCCGCCCCCCAGGAUGGAUCCCCGAGAGGACUCCAUAAGGAAAGGUUGGGAUCCCAGGAAGGAGGUCAGGGCAGGCGCUUUUCUGAGUUUCCCUUCUGCUGCUCAGUUGCUACCUCAGAGACUUCUGGGCCCCCUCCAAUGGGGCCUCCACCUCCUUCAAGUAAGGCCCUCAGGCUCCCACCUGUGGGGAGCUGCCCUGCCUCCAAUGUGGAACCCAUGGGUUUUCCAGUCACUGAAUCUGAGGCUUUGAUAGAGGAUGUGCUGAGACCUUUGGAACAAGCAUUGGAGGACUGCCAUGGCCACACAAGGAAGCAGGUAUGUGAUGACAUCAGCCGACGCUUGGCACUGCUACAGGAACAGUGGGCAGGAGGAAAGUUGUCAACUCCUGUAAAGAAGAGGAUGGCACUACUGGUGCAAGAGCUUUCAAGCCAUCGGUGGGAUGCAGCAGAUGACAUCCACCGCUCACUCAUGGUUGACCAUGUGACUGAAGUCAGUCAGUGGAUGGUGGGAGUUAAAAGAUUAAUCGCAGAAAAAAGGAGUCUGUCUUCAGAGGAAGAGACAAAUGAAGAGAAAUCUGAGGUAGCAGCUGAGAACCAGACCAUACCAGGCUUUCAAGAGGCUCUAUAAUCCUGGUGGUUCCCCAGACUCACACCAUCUGCUAGGCCUUGGUGCGGGAGGUCUUUUCUCACUUGGCUCCCUUUUACCAUCAGAGAGACUGUCCCAUUGGGCCUGGGCUACAGGGAGGUCACUUGUAACUAUAACGUGCAUUUCAAUAAAAAACAUCUCAAUGGUGGGCACUGGGCAGCAAA
Molecule: messenger RNA, 1583 nt
Organism: Chinchilla lanigera (long-tailed chinchilla)
Lineage: Eukaryota; Metazoa; Chordata; Mammalia; Rodentia; Chinchillidae
Gene: Sra1
Product: steroid receptor RNA activator 1
Exons: 6
Coding region: 520-1401 (293 amino acids)
Biological process (GO): regulation of transcription by RNA polymerase II
Cellular component (GO): nucleus
Source: RefSeq, a predicted model, not a curated record